AUGUUGACGCUAACGUGGAGGGGCGAGGAUCAGGGUGUCGCGGGUGUGAUCUCGCGCAUCAAGCUCGUCAAUUUCUUAUGCCACAGCAAUCUUUCAAUCGAUCUCGGCGACAAUGUCAAUUUCUUGACGGGGCAAAAUGGAAGCGGCAAGAGCGCCAUUCUGGCCGCGCUGUGCAUCGCGUUUGGGAGCAAGGCGCGUGGGACGCAACGGUUUUCUUCUUGGAAGGAUUUUAUCAAAAUUGGAUCAAAGUCUGCUUUGGUAGUGGUAGAGUUAAAAAAUGAAGGGUCAGAUGCUUGUAAGCCAAAUCUGUAUGGCAAGACGAUAGUGAUUGAGCGGAGAAUCACUGCUGGAAGCAACACUAUUGUCUUGAAAAAUCACCGAGGUGAAAAACUUUCUUCAAACAAGCAGGAUUUGUGCGAUGUGAUCGACCAUUUCAGUAUUGACACGGAAAACCCGUGUGUGAUUAUGUCUCAAGACAUGAGUCGAGAUUUUCUGAGUGCUGGUAGCGAGAAAGAGAAAUUCAAGUUUUACUUCAAGGCAACUCUUUUGGAGAAAGUCUUGAAAUUGCUGGAUAUGAACGCAAAGACUAUUCAAGUGUGUUGUGAUUGCCUUCAAAAGGACAGGAAAUCUUUUGAAGUGCUCGAACGGGAUCUGGUGAAGAUAGAAGAGAAACUUCUCCAUGCGGAACAAGUGGAUGAACUUGCCGAAGAAGUUUGCACCUUGCGAAAGAGAUUGGCUUGGGCUGUAGUUUAUGAGACAGACAAGAAACUCGAAGACAUCCAAGCAUUUGUAAGUGAACUCAAGCAGCUUAUACUUCUAGCUGAAGAGGACAUCAAGAUGCAAACAAUUUCAGUUGAGGAAGCGCAGCUGAAAGGGGGUGUUGAGAACAAGGAAAGUGUCUUGCAUGCAAAACGAAUUAGAAAGCAGUCUUUGGAGCAGCAUGUCCAGGAGAUGGAAGAGAAUUUCGUACGAUGUUCCCACGUAGGAAAUGAGCAACGAGAAGAGGAAGCGAAUUUACGAAAGAGAUGGGAAGAACUUGAGGCCGCAAUCGCAAGCAUGAACAACGAGAUUCACGCGUUCGGUGGAGAAAAAGUGAUAUAUCUUCUGCAAGCUAUUGAAAGGAAUCAGAGCUUAUUCACAAGACCACCUGUCGGCCCAAUCGGGGCCCAUCUCGCUUUGAUUGGAGGGAGUGCAUGGGCAAUAGCUGUGGAAGUCGCGAUAGGAAGGUUGAUGGAAGCUUUUAUAGUGAACACUCACGAAGAUUGUUUGGUUCUUCGCGGGCUUGCUCGUCAAUGCGUCAAGAAUGUGCUAAUCGAUCAUGGAGGCAUGGAACGACAGGUUUUGGUGGAGAAUUAUGCUGAAGCUGCAAGGCUAGCUGAUUCUCGUCGGACUAACGUGAACGAGAUUUUUCAGAAAGACGGAGUAAAAUGGUAUACUUCUUUUCUGGUGUUGGCAUGUUUUGUAAUUCUGUUCGGUUACAGGAUUUUCAGAGCUGGUGCUCAGACUGUACUUCCAAAACAUCGGAGUUUGCGAGGUGGUCGUCUACAAAACGAUAUUGGAGCAAAUAUUUGUCAAUUCCGUGGUGACGUAUCUCGACUAACAGCAGAGAUAAUCUCGAUUGAAGCUCAGAAGAGAAAUGCCGAGGAUGAGAUCCGAGAGAUCAGGCGUGACCUUGACAGUUUUGUGACGCAGCAAAGAGAUACUCAGCGUCUUCUUUCCACUAAAGAGUUUUGUCUUCGUGACUUGAGGAGUCAGGCUGAGGUAGCUGCACGAGGAGCCAUGCCAAACAUUGGAGGGCUUGAAGACAAUAUACUCUGCGUGAAAAAACUGCCAUUUCCUCCAGAUUCGGUUCGAGAUGAUGUAGAAGCUCUCGAAAACUCGGCGUCUGAGCUGCGGGCUUUGCAGGACAAGGCAGUAGAUGUUUGUCAAGAAGACGCUUGCAAAGCUUUGGGGAUUUGCAGUGAAGAGGAGUUGCAAGAAAUUGGAGGUGUUGCCGACACAAGGAAGCGACUUCAAGCUCGUUACAACGCUCUUACUAGUCGAUCAGUGCGAGAGAGUAACGUAUCAGUGGAUGAGCUUCAGCAUCAGAGGCGCAAAUUGAUAAAGCAAAUCUCGAGUAGGAAGCGGAAGAAUUCUCAACUAGAGGAAAAAGUCGAUGAUAUAGCGACGCGGCACAAGAAACGGUGCGAGAAGUUUGAGACGAGCUCUAGCCUUCUGAAAAAACAACUUCAAUGGGAAUUCAAUGGUCAUCUCAGGAGAAAUCUUUUCCACGGUCGCGUUCAAGUGGAUUACGAAUCGAAGACGCUUAAACUAGAGGUUUGUGUGCCACAUGACUCUAGCUCUGUCAAGGACAUGCGGUCUCUAUCAGGGGGAGAGAGAUCCUUUUGCACACUGAGCUUUGCGCUAGCUCUACACGGAAUGACAAACGCGUCGUUUCGUGCGAUGGACGAGUUCGAUGUGUUUAUGGACGAUGUUUCGCGAAAAAGCAGCUUGGAAACGCUCGUAGCGUUUGCGAUCGAGCAAGGCUCCCAGUGGAUAUUUAUCACACCCAACGAUAUCAAUUUAUUGCGAGCUCAUCCUAAAGUCAAGAUAAUGGAGCUGCCAUCACCGCGUCCAGUCGCGCGAGAAUAGUAAAAAUUUCUAAAGGAAACUCUUCUCGACUUCUAACAAAACAUUGCU
Molecule: messenger RNA, 2679 nt
Organism: Selaginella moellendorffii
Lineage: Eukaryota; Viridiplantae; Streptophyta; Lycopodiopsida; Selaginellales; Selaginellaceae
Product: structural maintenance of chromosomes protein 6A-like
Exons: 22
Coding region: 1-2631 (876 amino acids)
Biological process (GO): double-strand break repair via homologous recombination
Cellular component (GO): nucleus; site of double-strand break; Smc5-Smc6 complex
Molecular function (GO): damaged DNA binding; single-stranded DNA binding
Source: RefSeq, a predicted model, not a curated record